Messenger RNA from Macrosteles quadrilineatus (aster leafhopper), 486 nucleotides. RefSeq lists its product as uncharacterized. The record is from RefSeq and is a predicted model, not a curated record. Lineage: Eukaryota; Metazoa; Arthropoda; Insecta; Hemiptera; Cicadellidae. The transcript has a single exon. The coding region runs from base 1 to 486 and encodes 161 amino acids.
AUGUUAGAAGAGCGUGUAGAGGAGUGUGAACAGUACUCGAGGUCUAAUUGUGUGGAGAUCCAGGGCAUCCCUCGUACACCUACGGAGGAUGUACUGACUAUUGUGAAAGAAGUCGGCAAGGCUAUGGACAUGGACAUCACUGAUACCAUGGUCGACACUUGUCACAGACUAGGACCUAGGGGAAGUGGAAGUACUCAAUCAGGAAUCAUUGUCAAGUUUGUGCGUCGGAUUGACAAGGAAGAACUUUUAAGAAAAAGGCGUGUGAAAAGAACACUCUCAACCAGACACAUGGGUAGGACGGAUGAUUUGCCGAUCUAUAACAAUGAAUCAUUGUCACCAGCCCGGCGGAGGUUGCACACCUUGGCGAGAACGUACAAGAAGGAGAAGAACUACAAGUUCCUGUGGGUGCGAAACGGCAAGAUUUUUCUGCGGAAGGAAGAAAACGCUCCUGUCAAGGUAAUUACAUCAGAAGAGGACUUAAAGUAG